Molecule: messenger RNA, 4494 nt
Organism: Dunckerocampus dactyliophorus (ringed pipefish)
Lineage: Eukaryota; Metazoa; Chordata; Actinopteri; Syngnathiformes; Syngnathidae
Product: phospholipid-transporting ATPase ID-like
Exons: 28
Coding region: 273-3908 (1211 amino acids)
Biological process (GO): phospholipid translocation; Golgi organization
Cellular component (GO): plasma membrane
Molecular function (GO): ATP binding; magnesium ion binding; ATP hydrolysis activity
Source: RefSeq, a predicted model, not a curated record
UCCUUUAUUCCCUCUCAGCGGCGGAGGACGUCACUUCAUCAGCCAGGAAGCCCCGCUUGGGACGCGAGGUAAGCUCCCCUCCGGAGUCCCCUCUGGGGUGGCAGUAGGGGUCAAAGGGCGCUACAAAGGGAUGAACUUCCACAAUGAAUGAUAGAGUUGAGGGAAAGAAGCUGUAUGUUCCUGAGACAAUACGUCACAUCUGAAGGAGUGAAACCUCUCCACAGACGACAAGGAUGGCGAUGAUGGGCAGAUAGCAGGAAGACGAAGAGAAGAUGUCGUCGUUCGGCCUGGACUGUGUCAGGAAGAAAGAGCGAGAGCUGGAGAGGAAGCUGAGGGCCAAUGACCGAGAAUACAACCUCUCCUUUAAAUACGCAACCAACGCCAUCAACACCUCCAAGUACAACUUCUUCACCUUCCUACCUCUCAACCUCUUUGAGCAGUUCCAGAGGAUAGCCAACGCCUACUUCCUGUUUCUGCUGGUGCUCCAGGUGAUUCCUGAGAUCUCGUCGCUGUCCUGGUUCACCACCGUGGUGCCUCUGGUCCUGGUGCUGUCCGUCACCGCCGCCAAGGACGCCACCGACGACAUCAAUCGCCACAGGAGUGACGAUCACGUCAACAACCGGAGGGUCCAAGUCCUCAUCGAUGGAAAACUGCGCAGCGAGAAGUGGAUGGACGUGCAGGUGGGGGACAUCAUCAAGCUGGAAAACAACCAGUUUGUCACCGCCGACCUCCUGCUGCUGUCCAGCAGCGAACCGCUCAACCUGGUGUACAUCGAGACAGCCGAGCUGGACGGUGAGACCAACCUGAAGGUGCGGCAGGCGCUGCCGGUGACGGGCGACCUCUGCGGCGACGUUAACAAGCUGGCAGACUUUAACGGUGAAGUCCACUGCGAGCCCCCCAACAACCGCCUGGACCGCUUCACGGGGACGCUGAGCUACGCAGGGCAGAAGUACGCUCUGGACAACGAGAAGAUCCUGCUGCGAGGUUGCACCCUGAGGAACACCGAGUGGUGCUUUGGGCUGGUGCUGUUUGGAGGUCCAGAAACCAAGCUGAUGCAGAACUGCGGGAAGAGCACCUUCAAGAGGACCAGCGUGGACCGUCUGUUGAACGUGCUCGUCCUCUGUAUCUUUGGCUUCCUGGCCUUCAUGUGCACCGUCCUGGCCGUCGGGAACUACUGCUGGGAGCUGGACGAGGGCGCCCCUUUCACGGCCUUCCUUCCGAGGCAGAACGGCAACGACGCGGCCUUCUCCUCCUUCCUCACCUUCUGGUCCUACGUCAUCAUCCUCAACACCGUGGUGCCCAUUUCGCUCUACGUCAGCGUGGAGAUCAUUCGCCUGGGUAACAGCUUCUACAUCGACUGGGACAGGAAGAUGUACCACGGCCGCAGCGACACCCCGGCCGAGGCGCGCACCACCACGCUGAACGAGGAGCUCGGCCAGAUCAAGUACGUCUUCAGCGACAAGACGGGCACGCUCACGCAGAACAUCAUGACCUUCAACAAGUGCUCCAUCCACGGCAAGUCCUACGGUGACGUUUUGGACUACAAAGGAGAAAGACUAGAAGUGAACGAGCACACGGAGACGGUGGACUUCUCCUUCAACCCGCUGGCCGACCCCCGCUUCACCUUCCACGAUCACGCCCUGGUGGAGGCCGUCAAGCUGGAGACCCCCGAGGUCCACGCCUUCUUCCGACUGCUCGCCCUCUGCCACACUGUCAUGGCGGAAGAGAAGAAAGAAGGGGAGCUCCUGUACCAGGCCCAGUCUCCUGAUGAGGGCGCUCUCGUCACGGCCGCGAGGAACUUUGGGUUCGUCUUCCGCUCAAGGACGCCGGACAGCGUCUCCAUCGUGGAAAUGGGACAGCAGCGCACGUACGAGCUCUUGGCCAUCCUGGAUUUUAACAACGUCCGCAAGAGGAUGUCCGUCAUUGUCCGCAGCCCCGAGGGGAAGCUGUCCCUCUACUGCAAAGGAGCGGACACCAUCAUCUACGAGAGGCUGCACCAGUCCUGCAGCAAGUUGAUGGACGUCACCACGGAGCACCUCAACGAGUUUGCAGGGGAAGGCCUACGGACUCUGGCCCUGGCCUACAAGGACCUGGACGAAGACUUUUUCACACAGUGGAAACGGCGCCACCACGAGGCCAGCACCGCCCUGGACGACCGUGAGGGCAAGCUGGACCGGCUGUACGAGGAGAUCGAGAAAGACCUGCUGUUGCUAGGGGCAACCGCUAUAGAGGACAAGUUGCAGGACGGCGUUCCUCAGACCAUUGAGCAGCUGUCCAAAGCCGACAUCAAAAUCUGGGUGCUGACAGGGGACAAGCAAGAAACGGCUGAAAACAUCGGAUACUCGUGCAACUUACUGCGCGAGGAUAUGAACGACAUCUUCAUCGUCUCGGGCAACUCGCCGGAGGACGUCAGGCAGGAGCUGAGAAACGCACGGACCUCCAUGAAACCUGACGCCACCGAGGAUUCCGUGUUUUUGCUGCAAAGGACUCUUGGUAAAAGCGUGGCGGCCCUGGUGGACGAGGCGGUGAACGGAGAGUACGGCCUGGUCAUCAACGGACACAGUCUGGCGUACGCGUUGGAGCGCAGCAUGGAGCUGGACUUCCUGAGGACGGCGUGCAUGUGCAAGGCGGUCAUCUGCUGCCGCGUCACCCCCCUGCAGAAGGCGCAGGUGGUGGAGCUGGUCAAGACGUACAAGCAGGCCGUCACGCUGGCCAUCGGCGACGGCGCCAAUGACGUCAGCAUGAUCAAAGUGGCCCACAUCGGCGUGGGCAUCUCGGGCCAGGAGGGCAUGCAGGCGGUGCUGUCCAGCGAUUACUCCUUCGCCCAGUUCCGCUUCCUGCAGCGCCUUCUGCUGGUGCACGGCCGCUGGUCCUACCUGCGCAUGUGCAAGUUCCUGCGCUACUUCUUCUACAAGAACUUCACCUUCACCUUCAUCCACUUCUGGUACGCCUUCUUUUGCGGCUUCUCCGCCCAGACAGUGUAUGACGAGUGGUUCAUCACGCUCUACAAUCUGGUGUACACGGCCUUACCUGUGCUGGGAAUGAGCCUCUUUGAUCAGGACGUGAACGACAUGUGGAGCUUCCAGCACCCUCAACUGUACGUCCCCGGACAGCAGAACCUCUACUUCAGCAAGACGGCCUUCUUCAAGUGCGCCCUGCACAGCUGCUACAGCUCGCUGGUGCUCUUCUUCAUCCCCUACGCCGCCGUCAACGACGCCGUGCGUGGCGACGCCAAGGACGUCGCGGACUACCAGUCCUUCGCCGUCCUCACACAGACGUGCCUGCUCUUUGCCGUCACCAUCCAGCUGGGCUUGGAGAUGUCCUACUGGACGGCGGUGAACUCCGUCUUUGUCGUGGGAAGCCUGGUCAUGUACUUUGCGGUCACCUUCACCAUGCACAGCAACGGCCUCUUUCUCGUCCUGCCUGCUGCCUUCCCUUUCAUAGGCACGGCCAGGAACUCCCUGAGCCAGCCCAACGUGUGGCUGACCAUCGUCCUCACCUCCGUCCUCUGCAUCCUUCCUGUGGUCACCUAUCGCUUCCUGUUCAUCCAGCUCCGCCCCACCGUCAACGACAAGGUGAUGUUCAAGGUCCGCCGGGCCAAAGCGACGCCGCCCCCGCCGCCUCGCCGCACCCGAAUCCGCCGCACCAGCUCCCGCCGCUCCGGCUACGCCUUCUCCCACGCGCAGGGCUACGGCGACCUGGUGACCUCGGGGCGGUUCCUGCGGCGCCCGGCCGUGCCGCGCCCCUCGGGGUUCUCCCACACGGGGCGUGCCACCACGGGCUUCAGCCCCAUGGGGCGCUCGGCCGGGUACAGCCCCACGGGGCGGGCGCAGAAUGUGAAGAAGGCCCAGGAGGUGGAGGUGACCUCGCUGCAGAUGUACAGGACCAUCAGGGAUGCUGCUCUUUGAGCAAAAGGGGAUUUGGGAGAAGGAGGAACGCUGAAGAAAGAGGAAUCUUUGAAGAGGAAGUGUCGCCAUGUUUACAAACUAGGAUAUCCUGGAAGUCCACAUCUUUAAAGCCAUGUUGCCUUCAAAAUGUUUUUUAAAAAAUAUAUAUUUUAAAGUGAGAGGAGAACCUCUGUCUGAAUGUGCUGAACUCCUGUUUCCAAAACAGUCACGCUGCACUUAGCUAACCUCAUGCUGGGGCUUCAGACAUCAAUAAGCAAUUCCUCACAAAGGAUGGCUGGAAGCAGCGUGUGAUGCAUUGAAUGCCUCACGAUGCAUUCAAAAACGUUUAAAAAAACAACAACCUAGAUGUCACAUCUGAUGGAUGACAUGGAAAUAUAACACAAUCAAGUAUGCAAUAAGUCAUAUCUGUGUUGCAAUAUUGCUAAUUUAGCUCUUUGAUGCCACUUGUAAUGCUCCUGCCACUAUAGAUCUAUAGAUAUAUAUGUAUCCAUGUUUAUAUAGAUUGCAUUUCCAUGGACUGGGUGUGUACCCUGAGGGUAUUCUGAGAAAAACCAAGCGACUGUGCUCUUUUGUAUGUUUGUUUUUU